UGAAGUAUCACAAAUUUAUAGAUUGCAAAUUUAAUGCAGAAAUUGCAUUCGGAAAACUUGGGCGUUUUACCAACAACCCGGUAGUGGAAUAUUAUUGAUAAUCAUUCCUUAACCUCGCUUCAUCAUGCUUGUACUUGUCUUGGGUGAUUUACAUAUACCCCACCGCUGUAGUAGUUUACCAGCCAAAUUCAAAAAACUCUUAGUGCCCGGCCGGAUACAUCACAUAUUAGUUACAGGCAAUCUUUGCACAAAAGAGUCGCAUGAUUAUCUAAAAACAUUAGCCAACGAUGUGCAUAUUGUACGCGGUGAUUUUGACGAAAACCUUUCAUAUCCCGAACAAAAAGUGGUGACAGUUGGUCAGUUUCGUAUUGGUUUAUGUCAUGGCCAUCAGGUUGUGCCAAGAGGUGAUCCGGAAGCCUUAGCGUUAGUGCAACGACAAUUAGAUGUGGAUAUACUUAUAACGGGCCAUACUUAUAAAUUUGAAGCCUACGAGCAUGGUAACAAAUUUUAUAUAAAUCCCGGCUCGGCAACUGGAGCAUUUAAUCCGUUGGAUACAAAUGUAAUACCUUCAUUUGUUUUAAUGGAUAUACAAAGUUCAACUGUUGUGACAUAUGUUUAUCAGCUAAUAGGCGAUGAAGUCAAAGUGGAGCGUAUUGAAUACAAGAAAAUCUAAUUGAGCAUUUCAUGAAAUCUAAUAUAGAGCGAUGUUAAGAUACAUACAUACAUAUAUUACGUUACCAUUAAAAGUACUUUGAUUUAAAAAUGAAAGAGUAUUUUAU
Glossina fuscipes is the source of this 779-nucleotide messenger RNA. RefSeq names its product vacuolar protein sorting-associated protein 29 (gene Vps29). The record is from RefSeq and is a predicted model, not a curated record. Gene Ontology annotation, cellular component: endosome; retromer complex. Bases 125 to 673 code for a protein of 182 amino acids. The transcript has a single exon. Gene Ontology annotation, biological process: intracellular protein transport; retrograde transport, endosome to Golgi. NCBI's taxonomy places the organism in Eukaryota, Metazoa, Arthropoda, Insecta, Diptera, Glossinidae.